CUUUUCCACUUCAACUCAUAUCAUCUUUCCUUCUCUUUUUUCCUUCCAUCCUCAUCUCCUCAUCCAUCCACUCUCACUCCCCAUUUCUCCCACGCAACUACACAAAACUCAAAUACAUUCCUCCACGUGUCACUUCUCACAGCUUCCAAAAUAACAACACCACUAACAACAAACUCACCGCGGAAACAACCACAAUCAUCUCCAUGGGCACCGAAACAGAAAACCAAACCGGGUUCAAACUAGUUGGCUACAAAAACUUCGUCCGAACCAACCCGAAAUCAGACCGGUUCAAAGUGAAACGCUUCCACCACGUCGAGUUCUGGUGCGCCGACGCAACCAACACCGCGCGGCGGUUCUCAUGGGGACUAGGAAUGCCAAUCGUCGCUAAAUCAGACCUUUCCACCGGAAACUCAACUCACGCUUCAUACCUCCUCCGCUCCGGCAACCUCAAUUUCCUUUUCUCCGCCGCUUACUCCCCUUCCAUUUCACUCUCUUCCUCUUCCUCAACAGCUUCCAUUCCCACCUUCGACGCCGCCACCAGUUUCGCCUUCUCCGCCUCCCACGGCCUCGGUGUACGCGCUGUUGCUAUCGAAGUCGAAGACGCUGAAGUCGCCUUCACCACAAGCGUCGCACACGGUGCUAUCCCGUCGUCUCCUCCCGUCGUCCUCGACAACCGCGUCAAGCUCGCUGAAGUCCGUCUCUACGGAGACGUCGUUUUACGCUACGUCAGUUACAACAACCCGAACCAAACCUCCGAACCUAACCCAGACCAGUGGUUCCUCCCUGGUUUCGAACAAGUAUCAGAUGAAUCCUCUCACUCGUCGCUAGACUUCGGAAUACGACAACUAGAUCACGCCGUCGGUAAUGUACCGGAGCUUUCAUCUGCUAUAAAAUACCUAAAAGAAUUCACAGGUUUUCACGAAUUCGCUGAGUUUACAGCUGAAGACGUCGGAACAGCUGACAGCGGGUUGAACUCGGCUGUGCUAGCAAACAACGAGGAAACAGUUUUGCUUCCGAUCAAUGAACCGGUAUAUGGAACCAAGAGGAAGAGUCAGAUAGAAACUUAUCUGGAGCACAAUGAAGGUGCUGGUUUACAGCAUUUGGCUUUGAAAUCUGAAGAUAUAUUCAAGACUUUGAGAGAAAUGAGGAAGAGAAGCGGUGUUGGUGGGUUUGAGUUUAUGCCUUCUCCUCCACCUACUUAUUAUCGGAAUCUGAAGAACCGUGUUGGAGAUGUUUUGAAUGAUGAACAGAUUAAGGAGUGUGAAAAGCUUGGGAUUUUGGUUGAUAAAGAUGAUCAGGGUACUCUGCUUCAGAUUUUCACUAAGCCUGUUGGAGAUAGGCCAACUAUAUUCAUAGAGAUAAUUCAGAGAGUUGGAUGCAUGUUGAAGGAUGAGGAAGGAAAAGAGUACCAAAAGGGAGGAUGUGGUGGCUUUGGCAAAGGUAACUUCUCAGAGCUUUUCAAAUCCAUUGAAGAAUAUGAGAAGACUUUGGAAACUAGAAGAACUGCAUAAUUCAUGUUGUGAUCUUGGAUGGUGGGAGUUUGAAGCUUUUGUUGGAACAAGACUGUUCUUUUAUAGUGAGACAAAUAAAUGUCAAUCAAUACAUAUAAACAAUACAUAAUAAAUGUUUUAUAUGUUAGUAUAUUUUGUUAGAAUACAUACUUCAACAUAAUAAAUAUGAUGUCUCUUUAAUAA
This is a messenger RNA of Lathyrus oleraceus (garden pea), 1694 nucleotides long. RefSeq names its product 4-hydroxyphenylpyruvate dioxygenase. Gene Ontology annotation, molecular function: 4-hydroxyphenylpyruvate dioxygenase activity. The coding region runs from base 204 to 1511 and encodes 435 amino acids. NCBI's taxonomy places the organism in Eukaryota, Viridiplantae, Streptophyta, Magnoliopsida, Fabales, Fabaceae. The record is from RefSeq and is a predicted model, not a curated record. Gene Ontology annotation, biological process: L-tyrosine catabolic process. The transcript has 2 exons.